Messenger RNA from Prunus avium (sweet cherry), 2663 nucleotides. Lineage: Eukaryota; Viridiplantae; Streptophyta; Magnoliopsida; Rosales; Rosaceae. The record is from RefSeq and is a predicted model, not a curated record.
AAUUGAUGAUAGGAGAAGGUAAAAACGACAUUGGAAGGUUUUGAAGCAAACAGAACAGAGAAUGCGUAUAAUCUUACACUGAAUAAAGAACAGAAGAAGAAGAUGUUGAUGAAGAAGAAACAACUGUUGAUUUUAUAUGGUUAAAUAGAGAGAGAGAGAGAGAGAGAGAGAGAGAAAGAGAGAGAGAGAGAGAGAGAGAGAGAGAGAGGGAAUUGGGGUUUUGGGUUUGCGCGCUAAGAUGUCAGGAGAGGACGAGGCUCUUCUCCUGAGAUCCUCAAACGACAUUAACAAAGACGAAAAUGGUGGCGCUUCUGCCGAGAACGACAGUGAUUUGGAAGCUCAAGAUGGAAUGAGCGGCAGAAAGAACAGUAUCAGUCCGACCAGUAGAAGAGGAGGCGUCGGAGGCUUCAAAGAUCUGCUGAUCAAGCAUUUGGACGGCGCAGGAGGGCUCUCCGGUCGCCGGCUCAGUUUCAAGCGCGGUAGAGAAAACCACAAUCACAGAGAGAUUAGAGAGCCGCGUUCCCCUGUAGAUCCCCACCAUCAACAUCAUAAUCAUCAGCAGCAUCAUGAGCCCUUGGCCGGCAUGGAUGGGAAUGAUGAGCUUGCCGAUAGUGCCCCUCCCGAGUGGGCUUUGCUUCUCAUUGGUUGCCUUCUCGGCCUCGCCACCGGUCUCUUUGUCGCGGCUUUUAACAAAGGGGUACAUGUUAUACAUGAAUGGGCCUGGGCUGGUACUCCAAAUGAUGGUGCUGCAUGGCUCCGUCUGCAGAGACUGGGUGAUACUUGGCAUCGAAUUCUUUUAAUACCAGUCACAGGUGGGGUUAUUGUUGGCAUGAUGCAUGGUUUACUUGAAAUAUUGGACCAGAUAAGGCAGUCCAGUUCCUCUCAAAGACAGGGUUUUGAUUUACUUGCUGGAGUUUUUCCCACAAUAAAGGCUGUCCAGGCGGCUGUCACUUUAGGUACUGGUUGUUCUUUGGGUCCUGAAGGCCCUAGUGUAGAUAUUGGAAAAUCUUGUGCCAACGGAUUCUCAUUAAUGAUGGAAAACAACAGAGAAAGGAAGAUUGCCCUUGUUGCAGCAGGUGCAGCGGCUGGAAUUUCUUCAGGGUUUAAUGCAGCAGUUGCUGGUUGCUUCUUUGCUAUUGAAACCGUGUUAAGGCCUCUUCGAGCAGAAAAUUCACCUCCAUUUACAACUGCAAUGAUUAUAUUGGCUUCUGUUAUAUCAUCCACCGUAUCUAAUGUUUUACUUGGGACUCAAUCAGCCUUUACUGUGCCCACAUAUGAUUUGAAAUCUGCAGCUGAACUACCUCUGUACCUGAUAUUGGGCAUGCUAUGUGGUGCUGUAAGUGUAGCCUUCACUCGCUUGGUUGCUUGGUUCACAAAGUUCUUUGACUUUAUCAAGGAAAGAUUUGGCCUUCCUGCUGUUGCCUGCCCUGCAUUAGGUGGUUUAGGAGCUGGUAUAAUCGCUCUUAAGUAUCCUGGAAUUUUGUACUGGGGUUUCACAAAUGUUGAAGAAAUCCUGCAUACUGGGAGGAUUGCUUCGGCUCCUGGAAUCUGGCUGUUAACUCAAUUGGCAGCAGCCAAAGUUGUGGCAACAGCUUUAUGCAAGGGUUCUGGGCUUGUAGGUGGCCUAUAUGCACCAAGCUUGAUGAUUGGUGCUGCUGUUGGUGCUGUGUUUGGGGGUUCAGCUGCAGAACUGAUAAAUUCAGCCAUUCCAGGAAAUGCUGCUGUUGCCCAGCCACAGGCUUAUGCACUGGUUGGAAUGGCUGCUACACUAGCUUCAGUUUGUUCGGUGCCAUUGACAUCAGUCCUACUUCUGUUUGAGCUGACAAAAGAUUACCGGAUAUUGCUUCCUCUCAUGGGAGCUGUUGGAUUGGCAAUUUGGGUUCCCUCUGUGGUAAACCAGCCAAUGGAGACUGAACCAUCUGAUACACAGAAUUCAGCAAGAGUAUAUUCUGUUGUUUCGGCCGCUGAAGAGAAAGAUGAAGUUAUGCGGAGACAACUUGAUAGUGGACAUGAUUUGGAACUCUCUGUAAUAGGAAACACUUCUGACUCCGAAACAGUUAGUGAAGAAUUGCUUCUGGAAGAUCUAAAGGUUUCACGGGCCAUGUCAAAGAACUAUGUGAAAGUUCCUGUGAGUGUAACUAUGAAAGAGGCAAUAAAAUGCAUGCGUGACAAUCAUCAGAAUUGUGUGUUGGUGGUUGAUGAUGAAGAUCUUCUUGAGGGAAUAUUAACAUUUGGUGAUGUUAGACGGUUUCAAUCAAAGAAGUCUAGCGAUACAUCCAAGAGCGAUUGUAGAUUUUUGGACGCAAAUACAUGCCUUGUUUCCUCUGUUUGUACUCGAGGAAUUAGCUAUUGUGGGCGAGCACGUGGUAUAUUUACCUGUUAUCCGGACACUGAUUUAGCAAUGGCCAAGGAACUAAUGGAGGCGAAAGAUAUCAGGCAGUUGCCUGUGGUUAAGCGUGUCAGAGAACCAUCAAAAGAAAUAAAGCGAAGAAUAGUAGCUAUUCUUCAUUAUUCUUCAAUCUUGAACUGUCUCAGAGAGGAGAUUAAAUCACAGGAAAUCAGUCCAUCAACAUAGAAAAGAGAAUCUCGAUGAGGUUACCAAUGACCUUUAAUUUCUGCCAAAGUGCCGUUGUCAAACCAUAACGCGGGACUGCCACCGAAAA